Messenger RNA from Strongyloides ratti, 936 nucleotides. RefSeq lists its product as hypothetical. NCBI's taxonomy places the organism in Eukaryota, Metazoa, Nematoda, Chromadorea, Rhabditida, Strongyloididae. The transcript is spliced from 2 exons. The record is from RefSeq and is a predicted model, not a curated record. Bases 1 to 936 code for a protein of 311 amino acids.
AUGAUAGAAACAACUAAUAAUUCUAUUAUUGGGUUAACUGUUAACAGAGAGUACUAUAAUUCAGCUCUUCUGAAUACCUUAACAUGUACAUUAUCACAAGGAACUAUUUUUCAUAUAACUUAUAUGACAGCAUACAAAAAACCAUUUAUAGUUCCAGGAAAUAUAAGGACAAUUUUUUUAACAAUAAUGUUAUUAGCAUCAUUUAAUAAUACAAUAAUUCUUCUUCUUCAAGGAUGUUAUUUUAUGGGAUAUUUUAAUGAAGGUACAAUGUCACUUAAAUUAUCAAGUUUUUUUCAAGCAUUUUCUAAUUUGACAUAUUAUCUUAUAUUUACGGCACCACUUUUUAUAACAAUAUGGAGAUAUUAUAAUAUUAUUAUGAUUAAAAAAUUAAGUACUGAAAAUGCAAUGUUAUUAUAUAUAAUAAUAACAUUACCAGGAUUAUUUGUAUUUAUAGAUAAUAUUUUUAUAUCAAAAAAAUUAGCAAUAAGUGAACCAUUUACAAUACGUUUUGAUAUAUCAUUAGAAAUUUCAAGGAUUAUUCAAAAAUAUUAUCAAACAUUUUCAAUAAUUUUUUUAAUAAUAUUUAGUAUUAUUUUAAUUUAUACACUUAAUAAAAUACAUCAAACAUUAAGGACAUACAAAAGUUUAGAAAUAUGUGGUAUAGAAAUUUGGAUAACAAUAGCAUACCUUUAUCAUGCAAUAAUUCCAUAUAUUCAUUGGGUUGUCACGACAAUACUUAUUUAUUUAACAGAAACAGAAAAAAUAAAUAUACAUAAAAAUAUAUGGUUAGGAAAUGAAAUAUUUAUUGGAAUUUUUGUUAUACUUUUUCCAUAUACUUUUGUUUUAUUUCUUAAACCAUACAGAAAAUUGAUAUUGAAGAAAUUUUAUUUAUAUAAAGAAAAUGAUACUUUAUCUAGUUAUGAAGUUCAACUUUAA